Molecule: messenger RNA, 921 nt
Organism: Maniola jurtina (meadow brown)
Lineage: Eukaryota; Metazoa; Arthropoda; Insecta; Lepidoptera; Nymphalidae
Gene: mgr
Product: prefoldin subunit 3
Exons: 5
Coding region: 152-700 (182 amino acids)
Biological process (GO): microtubule-based process; tubulin complex assembly; protein folding
Cellular component (GO): prefoldin complex; cytoplasm
Molecular function (GO): tubulin binding
Source: RefSeq, a predicted model, not a curated record
UGGGUAACUGUCAAUUGUCAAAAAAAUUAUACAUUGUUUUUAUUCUAACUUCGAAGGUUUUUCUAAUUUUAUGAUUUCAUCAGUAAAGUGGUAGGUAGGUUGUUGAGCAAGAAACUAAUAAUAACUAUUUAACAACCAUCACAAACCUAAAAUGGAAGGCGACGGAGCUGAAAAUUCAAAAUCUUUUUCGGGAAUACCAGAAGCCGUUUUUGUUGACAAUGUAGAUGAGUUUAUGAACCUGCCAGAAAACUCUGAAGGCGUCGAAAAGGUUCUAAGGCGGUUAGAUGAGCAACAUGGAAAGUAUAAAUUUAUGGAGUACACAUUAAACACAAAAAGAAGGCGUCUGCGGCAACAAAUACCAGACCUUGCAAGAUCAUUAGAUAUGAUUGAAAAGUUGAAGACUCAAAAAGAAGAUAUGGAAACACAGUUUCUUUUGAGUGAUCAAGUAUUUGUAAAGGCUAAUUUAAUGCCCACAAAGACUGUAUAUUUAUGGUUAGGAGCAAAUGUCAUGUUGGAGUACUCAUUAGAAGAUGCUGAAAACCUGUUAACAACAAAUAUGGCAACUGCUAAGAAAAACCUCUCCUGUGUUGAACAUGACUUAGACUUUUUAAGGGAUCAGUGGACAACUACGGAAGUAAACAUGGCUCGAGUUUAUAAUUGGGAUGUGAAAAGACGCCAAGCGGCUAAAGUAUCUAGUUAAUUAGUAACAAUAAUAACAAUUGAUAAUAUUAUGUACAUCAAUAUCACAUUUUUCUUCUAAUAAGUUUUUUUUUUGCUUUUGGACUGCAAAGUACUGUAUUUGUAAUGUGUUAAUAUAAGACAUCUCAUAAAACACUAUUUAAUACCUAAAAUAAUAUGGUUUGUACUUUACUCUUAAUAUCUGCUUUAUAGAAAUUAAUAAAUUAUAGUAAUCUAGUUUAA